Pomacea canaliculata is the source of this 3165-nucleotide messenger RNA. RefSeq names its product F-box only protein 28-like. The record is from RefSeq and is a predicted model, not a curated record. Lineage: Eukaryota; Metazoa; Mollusca; Gastropoda; Architaenioglossa; Ampullariidae. Gene Ontology annotation, biological process: protein polyubiquitination. Gene Ontology annotation, molecular function: protein binding.
CCACAGAACGCAGUUCAGUCCAAAAUGGCGAGCGCCGUCAGUCUGAUAAAUUUACCCGAGCAUAUUUUGAAUCAGAUCAUGUCGUAUCUGACUUUCAGUGAAAUCAGUGAAUGCAGAAGAGUGUGCCAGACAUUCAACCGAAGAUGCUCAAGCAUAUUAAACAACAGUUUUGCCAGAGUUGAUCGCUUCCAUUUACAAAUACAACGCAAUGUUAAGCAGCAGCUUCCACGCCGAGAGUCAGAACGGCGUAGUCAUCCAUUGUCUCGCCAUGCUGAUGUGCUUUCAGCUGUGGAGACACGAUUGUCAUUACUGUCUAUGACAUACUCUAAAUACAUUGAAUUUAAUCUUUGCUGCUUCAUUCCAGGAAAGGUUCUGGAUGAACUUUAUCGCAUCCUGAAUCUUCUGCAGCAGACGGACCGACAGUUACCACGUUCUCACGAGUUUUUGCAGGAAUUACGUGAUAUCUCAUCUAUGGCUAUGGAACAUUUUGAGGAAAAUGUGGUUCCUAGGCUCAAGAAUCAUAUAAGUCCUAGUACCAUGUCCAUAACUGGAAAUAUCUUGUCAGAUGUAACAUCAUGCCCAAGUGCAUCAGGCUCUUGGACAGCUUCAGUGUCCAGGUCCUUGACACCUGGCCGUUUGCCAGCAUUGAGACAAGACCCACUUCGAUUGCAGCAGCAGAUUAAAGCACAGAACACAACCAUGCUAGCACUGAGGAAAGAACAGCAUGAGCAGAGGUCCAAAUUAAACGAGCAACGUCGGCUGAUCACAGAACAAGAACGGAAACUUCAAGAACAGAGCAAGUUGAUCAUGGAACUGACCACCCGUGCACAGGCACAAGAGAUCAAAGUUGAGAUGCUUUCCCGUCAAGUGUCUCUUUUAACCGGACAAUCAUUUGGUCUUGUAGACAGCUGCAACCUUAUGCACCAGCCUCCGUCUGAUCCUUUGAUUGGUGGCGAUAACUCUUUGGGCAAAGAGGUUAAACUGGAAAAUGCAAACAGUUGGGGAACUGUUUUGGGUAGUGUAAAUAAAGACAAACUUUCUAAGGACUACUAUGGAACUUGUGCCGAAGCAACAAAAAGUUAUGCUUCUAAUGAGAAUACGUGUAACGAUUCCUGUGAAAUAAAUGUGAUGAAUACAGUUAAAUAUAUACCUCCGAGGGCUGAUUGCCACUCAGAACAAGGGAAAAGUUCAGAAGACAUAAACAUUGUAGCAGCAGACCUGUUGAGCCAAGGGACAAAAAAUCAGAGGAAGAAGUAUUUUCUGACAAAAGACAUGGCAGUAGUAAAAACAGCCUUAAGAGGAAAUCUUCAGAUGACAUGGGUUCCUUAGUAUCUUCCGGGAAGAAGCAUUGCAGGCAAUAGAUGUGACAUGCAUACAAAUGUUGCAUGAUUUGUCAUUUUAGUGUGAUCAUAACCAAGCAAGUUGAAAUGUUUCAGAAUGAAUUCUUGACACUUGUUUAUUUUGUUUUCCAAAUUGUUGAGUACCCUCACUGGUAAGUUGAAUUUGUAUUGUUUAGAUAAGGGGAAAAAAGAGCCCUUUUACUAAACCGUGAUUCUAAAAAAUAAAGUAAAAAUCGUAAUUGAUCAAGAUAUGAUCUUAAAAUCGUUAGACUGAUAACCUUUUUCUUAAGUACAGCAUCAUGUUCAGAUAUAUUGAUAUGCAAAGUUUUGUAAUUGGAUGCAGAGGAGAAUUGGAAUAUUAGUUUGUACUAUAAAGGGUAAAACUCAAGAACCUGAUCACUUUACUUGCUACAAAUCAAAAUUAUUCAAAUUUUAAGAAUGACAAGUAUGACACUUUUAGCUAAUAUCUGUGGCUGCAGAUAAGUUGGGAGAACUCAUAGAUGAAAAUUGCAGGUCACAAAUAAAUUAUAAGAGUAUUCAUGAAUUAUAGUUUUCCUUUUCCAAAUUAUUUAGGACUAGGAUUAUGAUUGUAUAUGAGUAUCUGAAUUUCUUCUUAAGCUGCAAACUUGCAUAAUAAGAAUACCCUUUCCACGUAAUGCAUUUAAUAGUACAUUUUAAUGUAAACUUUAUGAUAUGAUAUUUUUUUCAGAAAGCAUGAAUAACAUCGACGAAUUGAUAUGGACCAAGUGUUAAAGAAACUAACUUUUUUGAUGUUAUAGAAAAUCACUGAAAGAAGUUGGAAAUGUCCUUAAUUUUAAAGAGGGAUACAUGAACUGAAGCAUGAAGCUAGAUGCAAACAUUAUGGUCUUGUAUAUUCUAUGCAGCAGCUCAGUAAGCAGAUUACUUAAGAAGAAAGUAACACAUCUGUCUAAUACAUACUUUAAAAAAUGGGUACGUUUAGCCUUUGUAUUUUUUUUUUUUUAAAAUUUAUUUCUAAUUUUUUUUUAUUUUGUAAACCAUUUUGUAACUGCCAAUGAGGGAUACAGCAUGUGAAUGUGUAUAAUGCAUCCAAAUACACAUGUUGACAUCACUGUAUAUUAUUUGUCUUGUAAUAAAACAUUUGUGAUGCAUGGUGACAAGAUAAUAAUAAGUUUAUUUGGAUAUCAAAUAUCUCAGCCAAAAGGCAUUCUCACUGUGCUGAACAGGAUCUUCAAAAUGGUCACAAAGAUGUAGAAUGAAGAACAAUGUGAAGACUUGCUGUGUUCCAGCAGGAAAAGGUGAUCACGGCAGAUUUAGCAGUGACAAGUCCCAAAACAAGGGUUCGUGACAUCAGGAGAAGAUGGAAAAUAUUAAGAAAUAUUAGCAUAUCAACUGGCAAAAAGGCGAUUGUCACGUUCAGUUUAUUCACUGCAACUCAGGUUGCUGCUGAAAAUUUGAACAUUGAAGUGUAUUGAUGAUAUACAAUUAUUUUUAUGCCAUGUCUCUGAAAAUUUUUUAAUUUGAAGAAUAACUGAAAUGAUUGUUGUAUUUAUUUUCCCAAGAGAUCUGUUUUUUUGUUUGUUGUUUUGGUCUUGAGCAUUUAUUUUUUGUUCACUGCACUUACUUAUGUGAUCUUUGUGCUAAGAAAAGUUUUUGUGCAAAAAGGUUCUGCUUUUAUUUUAUUAUUUAACUAUUUGAAGUAGUUGUGAUGAGGAUGUCCUUGUAAAGAUGUUCUGAAGUGUAAGGAUGUUGAAAUGCUGUAGAAAUUUGUUUUUAUAUAGCAAAGCAUAAGGACAUGAGGACAACAUUUUGUUGACUGUGAUUAAAGAAGCUACAGAUAGCUGAA